Molecule: messenger RNA, 1368 nt
Organism: Malassezia globosa CBS 7966
Lineage: Eukaryota; Fungi; Basidiomycota; Malasseziomycetes; Malasseziales; Malasseziaceae
Exons: 1
Coding region: 1-1368 (455 amino acids)
Source: RefSeq, a predicted model, not a curated record
AUGGCGGAUGAGUAUGAGUCAGCUGGUGAUGGGCUAGCUACAUUUUCGCGGCUCUACCUGGAUCUCCGUGGCGUGUGUUUCGUGAUUGAUCGCGAGACGCUUAUGAGCUUACCUGAGUCCAUCUUGUUGUGUCUCUUCCCGAACGGUCUUUUGCUGCCGGAUCCCAAUGACGAUAUAAGCGAGGAGAAACAGGUAUACUUUGUUGACUCUGAUCCACAGUGUCUUCAGUUUGUGCUCUCGUUCUUCCGACGUGCACAGGAAUACUUCUAUGGCACUGACGUCGCUGCCGGCGUGUAUCGAGGUGCAGGACUGAGCCCGAGCUAUCUCGAUCUCGUAGACCCGGUAAAUGGUGAUAUGAUGAAUGGGUUCGGCCAUCCAUUGCACUUGCCGCUUUUUCACAAGCAGGCCGUCAUCCUCCUGCGUGAAGAACUCGAGUUUUUCACAAUCCCGCCCCGGUCGAUGGCCAAGUCCGCUGCCAUGCCUGACGUCCCCCCCAAUAUGCCGCCAAACGCAACUCCCGCAUUUACACAGCUCAAAGAUGCAUGCGGAAAUGCGCUUCUCAUGCGGCGACAGAUCUUUACUGCUCUUCAGCGCAAUGUCAAUAAAGAAAACAACAUGGCUGAACAGCACCUCAUUGACAUGUUAUGUAUGAGUGGAUUUGAGCCGAACGACCAGUGGGGAUAUCGUGCGCGAGAACCCGCGCGGUGCGCGAUUACAAGCACAGCGCUUGUUCUGCUCAAAACUGGCGUUACACAACCCGGUGAAUUGCUUGAUGGCCGUGCCCCCAAUGCACCACCUCUCCAGCGUCCUAUUGGUGUACAUCGUGCAGGUGUGAACAUGGAUACCGGCAUCCCUGUGAAUCUGACGCCAUCCCCUGACGAGCUGGGCGAGUGGGUUGAUGAUGGUCAGGGCGGCUCGCUGUGUGUCAAUCAGCAACAACUCUCUACGACGCAAAAACUACUUCUCUUCUGGCGGAAGCCUGCGGUAUGUAUUUACGAGUGCGUCGGCAUUCUUAAAUGCCAAAUGCUCGAGCACACAUGUACUGACGCGAUCUUUCUUUCAUCUCAGCGCAAGUGCUGGUGGGAUGGUAUUGACAUUGUGGUGCCCCAGCGCACCAUGCAUUCUGAGCCCCCCACGCCUUUACCGCCGCAUGUCUUGGGCACUUUAUCGCCGCAAGAGCGUAGCUGGCUCGAUCAAGGCAUUGGGCAGUGCGUUCGUGUUUGGGUUCGUCGUGUAUGGACAUUAGAAGUGAGCUUGGUAAGUAAUAUGAUGGGGUCUGCAUCUCCAGGGAAUCUUUGCUCGCAUUCUCAGGCCGAGUCUCCUCGCUCACCUUGUGGUGUGCGGUUGCUUGCGGCUCACGCUGUAUGA